This is a messenger RNA of Dentiscutata erythropus, 339 nucleotides long. Lineage: Eukaryota; Fungi; Glomeromycota; Glomeromycetes; Diversisporales; Gigasporaceae. The record is from the annotation of a GenBank genome assembly.
AUGUCCGAGCUUACCUUAUUAAUGCUCACAACUGUCAACAAAAUUUUGAAUUGUGAUUCUGUUUCAACUUUUUCCAAUAAUAAUAUGAGCAAAACCAAUGAUAUUUUUAAAAAUACAAGUCAGAUACCUACACAAUUACCAAUAGAUGUAUGCAGAUCUAAUCAACUAUUAUUAGAAGGUAUUAUAGAAGGCGGUGCAUCUCUUUCACUUGUAGAUGCAUGCAAAUUUAAAGAAUUUGUUUAUUCUAUAAAUAACUGGUAUCAUGUUCCUGCAAGAAAACAACUUUCUACAAAUAUUCUCAAUGAUGUUUAUAAAAAUAUUCAAACCUCAAUUCAAUGA